GAUUUUUAGGAAUGGGAAGGUCGCCUGGCCCAUUGUCUGCCAGCCAUUCACUCCGCCUGAUUAUGCAGGAGGGUUAGGGAAAGGCUCCAUGUGACCCUCUUGGAUGGGACUCCGCAGCUGCUCGAGGAGCCAAACUCUCUCACCAAACUCUGCGCCCCAGAGCAUUCCCCCUGCCAAGGGGUACCCCUCCUGCUCCCGUUGAAAAGCCGGCGCCCACACACCGCCGCGUCACUCUGCGGGCGGAGAUACGCCUGUGCUCAUCCUCCCCGCCGCCGCCGCUGUCACUCCGACCCCCUUAAGUACUUGGGGUUCCCGAGCGCUCCCACCCAGAGGCAGCGAUGCAAACCAGCAGGGCUCCGGCCAUCAGCGUCAGCGCCGAGAGCUGCAUCCCGGCCGGGCUGCGGCUGGGUCCCGUGCCGGGCAUCUUCAAACUGGGCAAGUACCUGUCAGACCGCAGAGAGCCAGGACCCAAAAAAAAGGUGCGGAUGGUGAGAGGAGAAUUAGUGGAUGAAGCCGGGAGCUCAGCUCUGGAGUGGAUAGGGUUAAUCCGGGCUGCCCGAAACUCCCAAGAGCAGACACUGGAGGCUGUUGCGGAUCUGCCAGGAGGACAGAAGUUUCCUUUCUUCCCCUCCCAGAUUUUCUACCGGGCGCUACGAGAUGUCCAGCCGGGAGAGGAGCUCACCGUCUGGUACUCCAACCCCCUGGCGCAGUGGUUUGACAUCCCCGUCACGGCCACCCCGACGCACGACGAGAAAGGGGAGGAGCGGUACAUCUGCUGGUACUGCUGGAGGACCUUCAAGUACCCCAACAGCCUCAAGGCCCACGUCCACUUCCACUGCGCGCUGAGCCACGGGCGGCCCUUCCUGCCCCACGAUCACGGCCGCCCCGCCGCCGCCUUCGCGCUGCCGGCCAAGGAGCCGCCGGCGCCGCGCGGCCACCCCGGCCCCGGCCCGCGGGACGCCGUCAAACGCGAGGCCGCCACCGCCUCGCCGCCGCUCGCUAAAGCGGGGCCGCCCCGGCGCUCGGCGGGCAAGGAGGAGCAGGAGCGCGCCCUGGACAUGAGCGUGGGGGCGGCCCGCGGGCCGGCGGCGCUGCUGGGGCCGGCGGGGGGCGGCGCGCUCUGCCCCGGGGCGCGCUCGGCGUUCCGCCCCGCGGGGCCGCUGCGGGACGAGGCGCGGGGCGCGCUCGGCUUCUCCAAGCUGCUGGGGGGGCUGAAGGCGGGACGCGCCGCCGCCGAGGCACCGCCCAAAUGCGGGGCGCUGCCCGGCGAGGCCGUGCCCCCGGCGGCGGGGCUGGCGUGCGGCGCGGGGCUGCGAGCCUUCCCGCUGCUCUCGCCCCUGGAGGAGACGUCGGCUUUCCGGCAGGUGGAGCGGGCUCUGCCCGCCGCUUCGCUGCCGCCCGCCCGCUACCCGCCGCUGCCCGGCGCGCUGGAACGCUUCGCGCUGCCGCCCUUCGAAGGGCUGAAGGCGUACGCCGGGGAGUGCGGGCUGCCCGUCAUGCCGCUCACCGUCUACAACGGGGAGCUGCUGUACGGCGCCGCGCCCUACUACCCGCUGAAGCUGCACCUCGGCGGGCUCCUCAAGUACCCCGAGUCCGUGUCGUACUUCGGGGGGCCGGCGGCGGGGCUGCACGCCGCCGAGCUGGGCUCGCUGGCCGGCAUCGACCGGGAGAUCGCCAUGCACACGCAGCAGCUGUCGGAGCUGGCGGCCGAGAAGGGGCGCGGGCGGCUGGAGGCGCUGCCGGCGGCGGGGGCGGCGGGGGGCAAGCCCAAGACCGGGCACCUGUGCCUGUACUGCGGGAAGCUGUACUCCCGCAAGUACGGGCUGAAGAUCCACAUGCGGACUCACACCGGCUACAAGCCGCUCAAGUGCAAGGUGUGCCUGCGGCCCUUCGGGGACCCCAGCAACCUCAACAAGCACAUCCGCCUGCACGCCGAGGGCAACACGCCGUACCGCUGCGAGUACUGCGGGAAGGUGCUGGUGCGGCGCCGCGACCUGGAGCGGCACGUCAAGUCCCGGCACCCGGGGCAGAGCCUCGGCAAGGCGGCCGAGGACAAGAGUGACUCUGUCUACGCUCACCCGGACCAGGAGCAAAAGACUGACAACGAGAGCGACGUGGACGUCUGCUUCACCGACGACCAGAGCGACGCGGAGAGCGGCAGCCGGACCCGCGAGCAGUGAUGCUGGGGGCGGCGCCGCGGCCCCCAUCCCGCGGCUCACCCCGAGGUCCCGCGGCACGGCGGGGGCUGUCAGGGUCCCCGGGGGCUGCGGGGCAGCCGGGAGGGAGCGCUCUUUGCGGACGUCCACGCCGCAGCCCCG
Molecule: messenger RNA, 2318 nt
Organism: Cuculus canorus (common cuckoo)
Lineage: Eukaryota; Metazoa; Chordata; Aves; Cuculiformes; Cuculidae
Gene: PRDM13
Product: PR/SET domain 13
Exons: 4
Coding region: 339-2180 (613 amino acids)
Cellular component (GO): nucleus
Molecular function (GO): protein binding
Source: RefSeq, a predicted model, not a curated record